GAGAGCCCAAUAAGGAUGGAAAGAAAGAAAAGGGACAGAGAGUGCGAGAGAAUCGAAUUGGAAGAGGAAAUGGGAUCGGGAAAAAAUACUGCAGAGUUCUUCAGAAGAAGGGAUGCGUGGAGGAAGCAUCCCAUGCUCACCAAUCAGUUCCGGCACGCCACCCCUGGCCUUGGCAUCGCCCUCGUCGCAUUUGGCUUCUACCUCGUCGGCGAACAAGUCUACGAUCGCUUCAAUGCCGAUUCUCAUGCUCACGUGAAAGCCGAUAGCCACCACUAAUCUCAACUAUUGGAUUCCAUCGUCGCUUUCACUCUUUCAUAAUAAGCUUUGUCUUCAUCCAUGUUCUCGCGGCCUUCACUGAAUGUAUAAAUUCAGGAUAUGUUGCCUUUUUUGCCACUCAGUAUGUCUUGUAUGGCUACAUUUUAUGUCUUCUUGCAUCGUUGACAUUGCAAUAUACUUUUUUUCUUUCGCAUUCCUGUUUUUGCCUGUAUGCGCCUCAAUGGCUCCGCCUUUUUCAUAAAACAUCAAAUUUAUUCCUUUA
Vigna unguiculata (cowpea) is the source of this 538-nucleotide messenger RNA. Its product is annotated as NADH dehydrogenase [ubiquinone] 1 beta subcomplex subunit 3-B-like. NCBI's taxonomy places the organism in Eukaryota, Viridiplantae, Streptophyta, Magnoliopsida, Fabales, Fabaceae. Gene Ontology annotation, cellular component: respiratory chain complex I; mitochondrion. The record is from RefSeq and is a predicted model, not a curated record. Gene Ontology annotation, biological process: mitochondrial respiratory chain complex I assembly; electron transport chain.